AUGGCACUCACCGCCCUGCCUCUGACGUACGGCAAGGUUAGAGGCCCCGGUUGCACCGAUGACGAUACUAUUUGGAUCUUCGGCACCGAGUCAAACCUUUGUUUCUGGCGAUCAAUUAUCAUGUCCAGCUUGGGAAAGACUUUGUAUCCAUAUUGCCUUUGGAUCAAGACUCUGGACAUCCUGGAUCUCCAACCCCUACUCCUGGAUCUCCAAUCCCUACUCCUGGAUCUCCAAUCCCUACUCCUGGAACUUCUCAAGGUCCCGGAUCUGCGACAAAAGUUCUAUAGCCCUCCACUCGAUUAUCUGGACGUGCUUGACAAAUCAAAUGCCACCGAUUCAGUCGACAAGCCCGGCUCGAAAGCCCUUCUCUUUGAGGUUACGAACGAGGUUACAAAGUAUAUCAAGAGCGUGGCUGAUCAGGGACACGGCUCUGCCAAACUCUUCUGUCUUCAAGAUCCGCACCUCGGCUACUCCACCAGCUCUGUUUACUUUCCUGUCUGGGCCUCGAGACUCGCCAGCUUGACAACCUUGCAUGUCGUUGACGGAAGUUGUGUAGGGGAUCACAUAGCGCUGAGUCUUGCUGAGAACCGUCCUGCAUUCAAACAUUUGUAUGUAUAUCAGACUCCCUUAGGUGGCUGCUCUUCAUCUAGGACGCAGAGACGGGGUGUCAACCUGGGCCCAAGCCCUGUGCUGCUGAAUACCGAUCAUUCACCUGGCUUACAUGCUAAUGCCAUCGUUAAUGAAGCGGAUUCGAAAGGCUAUCGGCCGGUGGGGAAGGCAAAGUGGUCAGGUUUUGCGAACAACUUCAUCCUAACACACUAG
Molecule: messenger RNA, 822 nt
Organism: Sordaria macrospora k-hell
Lineage: Eukaryota; Fungi; Ascomycota; Sordariomycetes; Sordariales; Sordariaceae
Source: RefSeq, a predicted model, not a curated record